This is a messenger RNA of Effrenium voratum, 1272 nucleotides long. The record is from the annotation of a GenBank genome assembly. Lineage: Eukaryota; Dinophyceae; Suessiales; Symbiodiniaceae.
AUGGGGGAUGAGCCCCAGAAUGACGUGGCAUCCUGGCUGGUGUUUGCUAUAUUGCUCUCGGGGCUGCUGGCCUUUGACGUCUUCUACCAGUCGCCCCGGCAAAUCGGGCGACUGCCCAUCAACACGGCGGCCAAGAUGACCAGCUUCUGGUUCGGCAUGGGUUUGAGCUUCAACCUCUUUAUCCUGACCCACCUGGGCUGGGAGGCGAGCUCUGGCUUCAUGCAGGGCUUCAUCCUGGAGUACAUGCUCAGCUUCGACAACCUCUUUGUCUUCCACCUGGUUUUCUCUUACUACUGCACUCCAGAAGCCUUGGUCUACCGGGCCCUCUACUUCGGCAUUGCAGGCGCCAUCGUGCUCCGCAUAUGCUUCAUCUCCUUGGGCUACUCGCUGAUGAACACCGGCGUGUACCUCGUGAAGUUUGCCUUCGGGGCUGUGCUUGUGUACAGCGGCAUCAAGACAGCCCAGGAUGAGGAGGAGGACCCGGACCCGGGCAAGAACCAGUUCGUGGCGAUCGUGAUGAAGGUUCUUCCCAUCAGUGACCAUUACGACCCGCAGGGGCACUUCUUCAUUGACAUCGAGGAGCAUCAUUUACCGCAAGUGGACGCCAGAGAUCGCGCCGCCUCCAUGGAAGGCCUGCUGAGUACUUUGUCCGUGGACUCGGAGUCUGUACUUCCGCGCCUGGAGUCCUUCGAGGGCAGCAGCCUGCUGAACCCCCGGGCCGCGCAAGCGCAGAGCAACCUGGACACGCCCCGCACGGACCUCCGCGCGCCCAAGCGGCAGAAAGCCACGCUGCUGCUGCUGGUGGUUAUUGCCCUCUGGGCGGUGGAUUUGGUCUUCGCACUGGACUCUGUCGCAUCGAAGCUGGCUUCGGUGAACGACAUCUUCCUGAACGUGUCAUCUUCCGCAUUUGCGAUGAUGGGUUUGAGAUCCUUGUACUUUGUCAUGGAGAGUUUAGUGCAAACCUUCCACAUGCUCAAGUACGGCAUUUCUGCAGUGCUGGUGCUGAUCGGCCUGAAGAUGUUCUUUUCCGUUUGGUUCGAGAUCUCUAAUAGCGUCACCUUCGUCCUCAUGCUCUUGAUCUGCGCCUUGAGUGCAGCGUCCUCAUACUGGCUGCCCUCCGUGCGUGAUAGCUGCCGGGGACAAGAGGAGGACGAGACGCUGGAGACGCCCUCGCCGGAAGGCGUGACACUCACCCUGGCGCCUCAGGAGGACUUGGAGCCGAUGACUCCCUCCAGGCCUGUCCCGCUUCCAGUGGACUUUGACAAGGACUGA